UGGGCCAAGCAGCCAAUCUGCAGGCGCAUAGGAGAUCUGGAGAGACCCCAGCUGUUUAAGGAUGGAAACAUCAUGUUGGGGGGUAUCUUUUCCCUACAUAGCAGCUGGAAAGACCGUCAAGAUAGCUACGAGCACAAACCGCCACUAUUGGAGUGCACCAGUUUAAAUUUUAGAGGGUUCCAGUUUGCCCAGGCUAUGAUCUUUGCCAUCGAGGAGAUCAAUAACCGCACCGACCUGUUGCCUGGCCUUUCUCUUGGAUACAAAAUCUAUGAUUCUUGUGGCUCCAUUGCCAGAGGGGUGAGAGUCGCACUUGCUUUGACAAGUGGGGAUGUAGAUGGCCCUAUGGAACAGUCUUGCACCCGCCCAGCCCAAGUGCAGGCCAUUGUGGGAGAGACAUCUUCCUCUCCGUGCAUGGCUAUAGCUACUGUCAUUGGACCGUUUCACAUCCCUUUGAUCAGCCACUUUGCCACUUGUGCUUGUCUUAGUGAUAAAGUCAAAUACCCAUCUUUCCUCAGAACAAUACCCAGUGAUUAUUACCAGAGUAGAGCUCUAGCACAGCUGGUCCAGUACUUUGGGUGGACCUGGGUGGGAGCUAUCAGAACCAAUGAUGAUUAUGGCAAUAACGGAAUGGUCAUUUUCACAGAGACUGCCCGACAGCUUGGUAUUUGUCUGGAGUACUCAGUUGCUUUCUUUAGGACAGAUCCACCAGACAAAAUACAAAAGAUAAUUGAUGUUAUUAAGGAUUCCACAUCAAAAGUGAUUGUUACCUUCCUCUCCCACAUGGACAUGGAUGUGUUAAUACAUCAACUGUCUCAUCAUAACUUGACUGGCUAUCAAUGGGUUGGCACAGAGUCUUGGAUUUUUGAUUCUCAAACCGCAGCUAUGGAUAAAAAACACAUCCUAGAUGGAGCCAUCGGGCUAGCCAUCCCCAAAGCACACGUCAGCGGCAUGAGGGAGUUCAUGUUGGACGUGAAACGCCUGAAUUCAUCGGGUGAUGACAUGUUCAGGCAAUUCUGGGAGACGUUAUUCAACUGUUAUUUUGAUAAGACAAAAUCAUCAGCUGGGAUUCAGUGCAGUGGCUUUGAAGACCUCAGCAAUGUUCAAAACAGCUUCACUGAUAUGUCACUAAUGCCAAUCUUUAACAAUGUCUAUAAAGCUGUGUAUGCUGUGGCCCAUGUGCUUCAUGACAUUCUGGAAUGUAACGCAAUAUGUAAUACAAAAGUGAAGCUAAACCCACUUGCAAUUUUACAGCACAUGAAGAAAAUUCGAUUCAGAACUAAAGAAGGAGAUGAGGUCCACUUCAAUGAGAAUGGGGAUCCAACAGCCAAAUAUGAAAUUACUAACUGGCAGCCAAGAGUAAAUGGGGCAGUCAAAUUUGUCACAGUUGGUUUCUAUGACGCUGCUGCGGAUAUCCAGCUGAAACUACAUGAUAGGUCCCUGAUUUGGGCACAGAACUCACAGAAGGUCCCUGUGUCGGUUUGCAGCAAGAAAUGUCACCCGGGGACACGCAAGGUUCUGCAGAAAGGAAAGCCAGUCUGUUGCUAUGACUGUGUCAGGUGUGCUGAGGGGGAAAUAAGUAACAUCACAGAUUCUGUCACAUGUAUACGAUGCCACCCAGAGUUCUGGUCAAAUGAGAAGAGAGACGCCUGCACAAAAAAGCAAGCAGAGUUCUUGUCGUACCAGGAAGUCAUGGGAACUCUGCUCACCGUGACGUCUUUAUCUGGCUGUUGUUUGACUGUCAUUGUAGCUUGUGUUUUCUUUAAAUACAGGAAAACUCCCAUUGUCAGGAGCAACAACUCAGAACUGAGUUUCCUACUGCUCCUGUCUUUAACCUUGUGCUUUCUUUGCUCGUUGACCUUCAUUGGCCGGCCCACCCAGUGGUCCUGCCUGCUACGACACACAGCGUUCGGUAUCACUUUUGUGCUCUGCAUCUCUUGCGUACUGGGGAAAACUGUCGUAGUGCUGAUGGCCUUCAGUUCCACAAUUCCUCACGGUCAUGUAAUGAAGUGGUUUGGGCCUCUUCAGCAAAGAUUCAGUGUACUGGUUUUCACUCUCAUCCAGGUUAUCAUAUGUAUCAUCUGGCUUGUAAUUGCUCCACCAUUUCCUUUCAAAAAUUUCAAAGAGUUUAAAGAUAAAAUAAUCUUAGAGUGUGCUGUGGGUUCAACUGUUGGCUUCUGGGCUGUGCUAGGUUACAUAGGAAUCUUAGCUAUGUUGUGUUUCAUUCUGGCAUUUUUGGCCCGCAAGCUGCCUGAUAACUUUAAUGAAGCCAAAUUGAUCACUUUCAGCAUGCUGAUAUUUUGUGCAGUGUGGAUCACUUUUAUCCCAGCUUAUGUCAGCUCCCCGGGCAAGUUCAGUGUUGCCGUAGAGAUAUUUGCAAUACUGGCGUCCAGUUUUGGACUGCUCAUUUGCAUAUUUGUUCCUAAAUGUUACAUCUUACUAAUGCAACCAGAGAAGAAUACAAAGAAGAGUGUCAGGAGUAAUAGGACAGUAAAAUCCUUGUGA
Messenger RNA from Corythoichthys intestinalis (scribbled pipefish), 2502 nucleotides. RefSeq names its product extracellular calcium-sensing receptor-like. The record is from RefSeq and is a predicted model, not a curated record. Bases 73 to 2502 code for a protein of 809 amino acids. Gene Ontology annotation, molecular function: G protein-coupled receptor activity. NCBI's taxonomy places the organism in Eukaryota, Metazoa, Chordata, Actinopteri, Syngnathiformes, Syngnathidae. Gene Ontology annotation, cellular component: plasma membrane. Gene Ontology annotation, biological process: G protein-coupled receptor signaling pathway. The transcript is spliced from 6 exons.